Messenger RNA from Meriones unguiculatus (Mongolian gerbil), 4017 nucleotides. It is a transcript of the gene Zbtb9, whose product is annotated as zinc finger and BTB domain containing 9. The record is from RefSeq and is a predicted model, not a curated record. Bases 207 to 1583 code for a protein of 458 amino acids. Gene Ontology annotation, molecular function: DNA-binding transcription factor activity, RNA polymerase II-specific; RNA polymerase II cis-regulatory region sequence-specific DNA binding; protein binding. Gene Ontology annotation, biological process: regulation of transcription by RNA polymerase II. Lineage: Eukaryota; Metazoa; Chordata; Mammalia; Rodentia; Muridae. The transcript has 2 exons.
CGGCGUCCGGCGGAGCGGCGGCAGCUUCCGGCCGGCCGGGCGCCGUGGAGGGCGAGGAGCGAGGACGCGGUCGCGCGUGCGGUUGGGGGCGUGUCGGCGGGAAGGCGCGGGGCCGGAGCUGGCGGAGCCGGCCUGUGUGAGCACGCCUCCUCCCGGUAGAGAGCCCUACUCUUCCCGGCCCCCUGGGAUUUCUUUCCGAGGUGACCAUGGAUGCUUCGACUCCUUUACCUCCCGCAUCCCCUUCCCCGAGGUGCAACCCGGCCCCACGCACAAUCCACAUUGAGUUCCCUCAUCAUAGCUCUUCGCUGCUGGAGUCCCUGAACCGCCACAGGCUGGAGGGGAAGUUCUGUGAUGUGUCCGUCCUGGUUCAGGGCAGGGAGCUCAGGGCUCACAAAGCAGUGUUGGCCGCCGCUUCUCCUUACUUCCAUGACAAGCUGCUUUUGGGGGAUGCGCCCCGACUCACUUUGCCGAGCGUCAUUGAGGCAGACGCCUUCGAGGGACUGCUUCAGCUCAUUUAUUCGGGGCGUCUCCGCCUGCCACUGGAUGCUCUCCCUGCCCAUCUCCUAGUAGCCAGUGGCCUUCAGAUGUGGCAGGUAGUAGAUCAGUGCUCUGAGAUUCUUCGAGAACUAGAAACGGCCGGUGGUGUUUCGGCCGGUGGUGGAGCCUCCUACCACACACUGCUUUCCACAACCUCUUCCGGAGGCUGGUGCAUUCGCUCUUCCCCUUUCCAGAACCCAGCGAGGUCCUCUGCUUCUGCUGAGAGCCCCCUCGGAGGGGACGGGAGUGAACUGGAAGAAGUGUUACAGAUUCAGGUGAAAGAGGAGGAGGAGGAGCAGGGCUCAGCGGCCCCGCUCUUUCCGACUCCUCAAGCCCAGAGUGUAUCAGAAGGGUUUCCCCAAGCUUGUGGGUCCCACCCACUGCCUACAUCUGCUCUCCCCAGCAGGCCUCCAGAGGAGGAGAGUCCAACAGUUGAGGCUCCUGCCCCUCCUGUUCGAGCUUCCCAAAUCAUAUAUGUUAAUCAGGAGACCCUGGACUCUAAGGAGGUGACCUCAGGAGGUGGGACUCCAGCUGGAGGAGCAAAGGAGAAGGCCAAAGUUCUGCCAGGAGGGGACUCGGAGGGAAACGGGGAGCUAAGGUACUUGCUGUCCUCUGGAGGAGGGGAAACGUUGGGGGCAGGAGAUGCAUCCUGGAAACCGGUGGACCUUCAUGGGAAUGAAAUCCUGUCUGGGGGUGGAGGACCGGGAGGAACAGGGCAGGCUGUGCAUGGGCCUGUGAAGCUAGGAGGGACACCGCCUGCAGAUGGAAAAUGCUUCGGUUGCUUGUGUGGAAAACGGUUUGCAGUGAAGCCAAAACGAGACCGGCACAUCAUGCUGACCUUCAGCCUUCGCCCCUUUGGAUGUGGUAUCUGUAAUAAACGCUUCAAGUUGAAGCACCAUCUGACGGAACACAUGAAAACCCAUGCUAGAGCUCUGCAUGCAUGUCCCCAUUGUGGCCGCCGGUUCCGUGUCCAUGCCUUCUACCUUCGCCAUCGUGACUUAUGCAAGGGACAGGGCUGGGCCACUGCCCACUGGACUUACAAAUGACUGCUGCUGCUCUGUACUGACUUCAAGGACAAGAGAGCUGCUGCCGCCGCUGCUGCUGCCGCUGCCGAUGCUGCUGCUGCUGCUGCUGCUGCUGCUGAAUUCUCGCCCUUCACCGCCUCAGUCCUGGGUUGUGUAAUCAUCAUUCCAAGAGAUUCUAUAUGCCAUGAACCCCUUAGUCUUGGGUGUGGGCCUCUCCCGGUGUUUUUGGAAGUUCAGGUUUCUCAAUCCAGGCAUUAAACAGACUGUAGAGAACAUCAUACUUUUGAGCACUUAACCUAAAUGGCCCUUUUGUAUUGAUAGCCAGUGAGGAAACCACUGACUUGAGAUGAUAUUAGUGGGAGAAGAGUUGGAGCAAAAUAACCUAAUAACUUUUACUUCAUCUUUAUGAGGAGGAAAGGAAGCUUCCAGAGGAAAGGGAGCUUCCAGCUAGGAGUGUGUGUGAUUCAUGAGCUCAAGUACUUGGCAGGCCAAGCUCUAAGAGGCCUCUCCCUCACUGUUGGAAGUGUUGGUUCUAUACUUCUUUUUGUCGUUUCUUUCCAGAUUUUUAGCUUCUAUUUUGCUUUCUCACCAGCAGACACCUCCCCAAGUAUCCUUUAAAAAAUGUACCAGAGCAUGCAACAGAUGUCGUGGCACAUGCAUUUAAUCCCAACACUUGAGAUGCAGAGGCAGGUGGAUCUCUGAGUUCCAGACCAGCCUGGCCUACAAAGGAGUUCCAGGCCAGUGAGGGCCACAAGGUGGGACCCUGUCUUUAGGGAGAAAAAAAAAAAGUACUUGAGCACUUUAACAAAUUGAGCAUUUCACAUGUCAUUCCGAAACCGUGCAAUAGAGGGUUUUCCCUCAGUAGCCUUUGCCUCUUGUCUACCUUUGACUACCACUGAUAACCUGCUUAUGAUCACAGUGACAAAUGUGACCAGUGAACUCAGGAGAUGGCAGCUGACCUAAAAUGCUCUUAGGGUAGCACCAUUGCUCUCUGAACAAAUUGCCCUGAUUAGAGGGACUCAGGGUUGGGACUGUGCAUGGUGACGUCUGCAGAGUAACUACAGUGGGACCAUACUGUUUCCUUUUCCAUCCCAUCCACAUCCGAUAGAAACAACACCUUCGUAGCCGUAGCAGGGUAGCUAGUAGAAUGAGAUGAAGGGAGAUGUGAAGCUACUUUAAUAAAGUCCACCCUGAUAUCUAGACUGACAGACUGGGUUGAGUAAUGCAUGUGGGAGAGGUGUGAGAGCAGGGUGCUGUGGGAGACAAAUGUGUUCCUUUGCGUCCAGUUACACUGAUGGGAACAGAUGAGACUGUCUCCGAUAGUCACGGGGCCCAGGCCCCGCCCUGCUGCUGAGGAACCUCACGUGAGCUACUCCAGACUCUGAACUACCUGGUUCUCUGCUUGCUUUAUCUGAGACCUCACCUUACCAUCUAGCCUAGACUGGCCUCGAACUCACGAUCCUCCUCACUCAGCAAGCACGUAUCACCAUGCCUGGCUUAUGCCCACUAUUUGAAAGGGCAAAUUUGGGUUACAUAAUACUAGCUUAAAUUAUUUCCUAACUUACUGCAUUAUGCAUAGUGUUGGAUAGUACUUUGAUUUAUUCUACAAAUACUUAGAGGGGAGCAAUUCGCUAGCCCCUGAUUUUCCCUCACUGGGCAGUGUUCCCCCAGUGAAUAAGAAUACCCACUGCCCAAACAUGAAGACUUGAGUUCAGAUCCCAGCACCUGUGAAAUAAAAACAAGUUGGGCUGACAGGGAGGUUUAGCAGGUGCCUACUCCAAGCCUGACAACUCGAGUUUGCGCCCCAGAACCCACAUGGAAGGAGAACCUGCCUGAGAAGGAGGGGGGUCACGUGUUGCUGACAGGGGCCCCUUGGAGGAGAGAAGGAGGCAGUAGUGGGGAGAGGGAGUAAAGCAUGGGAGCUUCGGGGAAUCUCAGAGCUCUGACUGACUAGCAAUCAGGUGCUUUUUUGUUUAGAUAGGUCUCACAGAACAAAGACAGACUAAUGAUUAUCCAAGGAGUACAGGUUAUGUGUUUGGCUUUUCAUUACAUGUCCAGGGUUACAAGUUCAAUCACAAUUAGAAAGUACAAAUAGAACAGAUUUUCUUUAUCAUCAGCCCUAUAGCUCCAAUUUAAAGAAUCUAAAGAAUGUCUUCUUCAAAGCAAAUGUAUUUGUUACAGCCUGUUUUAGUCUGGCAGUGUUUGCAGUUUGAAAGCACUCCAGACAAACAGAAAACAUCUGAACCAGCCUUUUUAUGACUAGCAAGUCCGAAUACCUGACUUCUUACACUGCAUGUUUUAUCCUCUACGCUAUAAGGUGGGAAAAGUCUAUUUUAGUCAGUCUCAUAUUUGCUGAGUUUUAUUUCUCCGGGGCUGUACCCUGUAUGACCCUCUAUCUUGAAACUACAUUUUCAGAGAGCUCUAAGCAUAUAAUAAAAAGAACUUGAAUUUGUAA